AUGCCAGUGCUUUCUGAACUUGCUGCUAAACUUAUGUCAAUUCCUGCUUUGUUAGCAGCAGCAGAAAGAAAUUGGAGCCAUUUUGGCUUUGUUCAUAGGCUACCUGAUGAUAGAGUAAAACAGAUGCCAUCACUGGAAGCAUUAAAAGAGGUUGGACCAAAAAGAGAAAAAAUAGCCAAAACCUUUGGUUUAUUUCAACAAACAAAUUUGAAAAUUUAG
This is a messenger RNA of Entrophospora sp. SA101, 219 nucleotides long. NCBI's taxonomy places the organism in Eukaryota, Fungi, Glomeromycota, Glomeromycetes, Entrophosporales, Entrophosporaceae. The record is from the annotation of a GenBank genome assembly.